This is a messenger RNA of Trichechus manatus latirostris (Florida manatee), 1708 nucleotides long. RefSeq names its product SRY-box transcription factor 11 (gene SOX11). The transcript has a single exon. The record is from RefSeq and is a predicted model, not a curated record. Gene Ontology annotation, biological process: positive regulation of transcription by RNA polymerase II; neuron differentiation; negative regulation of transcription by RNA polymerase II. NCBI's taxonomy places the organism in Eukaryota, Metazoa, Chordata, Mammalia, Sirenia, Trichechidae. Gene Ontology annotation, molecular function: RNA polymerase II cis-regulatory region sequence-specific DNA binding; DNA-binding transcription activator activity, RNA polymerase II-specific. Bases 45 to 1448 code for a protein of 467 amino acids.
AGACCAAGUUGCUCUGAUUGGAACGUAAAGCACCUCAGCGGAUCAUGGUGCAGCAGGCGGAAAGCUUGGAGACUGAGAGCAACCUGCCCCGAGAGGCGAUGGACACGGAGGAGGGCGAAUUCAUGGCUUGUAGCCCGGUAGCCCUGGACGAGAGCGACCCGGACUGGUGCAAAACGGCGUCCGGCCACAUCAAGCGGCCGAUGAACGCGUUCAUGGUGUGGUCUAAGAUCGAGCGGCGAAAGAUCAUGGAGCAGUCGCCCGACAUGCACAACGCGGAGAUCUCCAAGAGGCUGGGCAAGCGGUGGAAAAUGCUGAAAGACAGCGAGAAGAUCCCGUUCAUCCGGGAGGCGGAGCGGCUGCGACUCAAGCACAUGGCCGACUACCCCGACUACAAGUACCGGCCCAGGAAAAAGCCCAAAAUGGACCCCUCGGCGAAGCCCAACGCCAGCCAAAGCCCGGAGAAAAGUGCUGCAGGCGGCGGGGGCGGCGCCGGCGGAGGCGCGGGCAGCGGCAAGAACUCCAAGGGUUCGAGCAAGAAAUGUAGCAAACUGAAGACCCCCGCGGCCACCACGGCUACCGCGGCCGCCUGCCCCAAGGCGGGCGCCGGCAAAGCGGCUCACCACGGGGAAUACGGCGGCGACGACUAUGUGUUCGGCAGCCUUAAAGUGAGCGGCGCGGGGGGCGGCGGCGCCAGCAAGACCGUCAAAUGCGUCUUCAUGGAUGAGGACGAUGAGGACGACGAGGACGAAGAUGAGCUGCAGCUGCGGAUCAAGCAGGAGGUGGAGGACGAGGACGAGGAGCACCCGCACCAGCAGCUCCUACAGCCGCCGGGGCAGCAGCAGCAGCAGCAGCAGCAGCUGCUGAGACGCUACAACGUCGCCAAAGUGCCCGCCAGCCCCACUCUGAGCAGCUCGGCCGAGUCCACCGAGGGCGCGAGCCUCUACGACGAGGUACGGGCCGGCGCCACCUCGGGCGCCGGGGGCCACGGUGGGGGCGGCAGCGCCAGCCGCCUCUACUACAGCUUCAAGAACAUCACCAAGCAGAACACGCAGCCGCUCGCGCAGCCUGGGCUCUCGCCCGCGUCCUCGCGCUCGGUCUCCACCUCCUCUUCCUCUUCCAGCAGCAGCAGCAGCAGCAGCAGCAGCAGCAGCAGCAGCAGCAGUAGCAGCAGCAGCAGCAGCGGCGGCGAGGACGCCGACGACCUGAUGUUCGACCUGAGCUUGAAUUUCUCCCAAAACCCGCACACCACCAGCGAGCAGCAGCUGGGGGGCGGCUCUGCAGCGGGAAAUCUGUCUCUUUCGCUGGUGGAUAAGGAUUUGGAUUCCUUCAGCGAGGGCAGCCUGGGCUCCCACUUCGAGUUCCCCGACUACUGCACGCCCGAGCUGAGCGAGAUGAUCGCGGGGGACUGGCUGGAGGCGAACUUUUCCGACCUGGUGUUCACGUAUUGAAAGGGACGCCCCGCUUCUCUCGCUCAUUUCUCUCGGCGAGUGCAGAGCAGGGUUCCUUGGGAGGAAAUCAUGGUGAUGAUAAUGUUGAUGGUGGUGGUGGUAGGGUGGAGGGAAGAGAAGAAGAUGCUGAUGAUAUUGAUAUGAUGUCGUGACGCAAAGAAAUUGGAAAAGAUGAUGAAAAUUUUGGUGAAGUUAAAGUGAAAUUAGUAGUUUUUAAAUAUUUUUUCCUGUCCUUUUUUUUUGCCCCCCCCUUCCUUUAU